CGGGAAGGAGCGGGAUUUCCUCCCGCCGCCUCCGGGCCGGGACCGCCUCGCCCGCCUCAGGCAGCGAGUGGUUCGGCCGGCAGAGGCGCCGGGUCAUCGCUCGCUCGCCGGCCCCGUUGGCGGCAACGAGAUCCGCCGGGCCUGAAUUCGGUGCCCGCCGUGGGAUCGGAGCAGGUCGGGACGGCAGAGCCUGCGGGUGCUGGGAAGGCCCCGGCGCUGGAAGCUGGAAGUGCCGGGCGUACCGCCCCUAGCCUGGAUUGUUUUUAUUGAUUGCUUGUCAUGGCAACAGGAGGUGGUCCCUUUGAAGAAGGCAUGAAUGAUCAGGACUUGCCCAGUUGGAGCAAUGAGAGCCUUGAUGACCGGCUGAACAACACGGACUGGGGAAGUCAACAGAAGAAAGCAAACAGAUCUUCAGAAAAAAACAAGAAAAAGCUUAGUGGGGAAGGUGAAACGAGACUUACUAAUGAAAUAUCUCCAGAAUCUUCACCUGGAAUGGAACGACAGAAGACCAGAACUUCUCAUAGUUUUCCUCAUGCUCGAUACAUGACUCAGAUGUCCGUUCCAGAGCAGGCUGAACUAGAAAGGCUUAAACAAAGAAUAAACUUCAGUGAUCUGGAUCAGAGAAGCAUUGGAAGUGAUUCUCAAGGCAGGGCAACGGCUGCUAACAACAAACGUCAACUUAAUGAAAACAAAAAACCAUUCAACUUCCUGUCACUGCAGAUUAACACUAACAAAAGCAAAGAUCCUGCCUCAGGUUCCCAGAAAAAGGAAAGUGGGGUAUCAGCACAAUGUAAAGAACUGUUUGGAGCUGCUCUAAGCAAGGAUUUCUUGCAAAAUUGCCAAGUGCCUGCUCAAGAAGAUGGAAGGGGAGAACAAGCAAUGGAUAGUAGCCAGAUUGUGAGCAGACUAGUUCAAAUUCGCGACUAUAUUGCUAAGGCCAGCUCCAUGCGGGAUGAUCUUGUAGAGAAAAAUGAAAGAUCGGCCAAUGUUGAGCGUUUAUCACACCUUAUAGAUGACCUUAAAGAGCAGGAGAAAUCCUAUCUGAAAUUUUUGCAAAAGAUGCUUGCCAGAGAUCCUCAACAGGAAGCUAAAGAGGAGUUGGAGAACUUGAAAAAGCAGCAUGAUUUAUUGAAAAGGAUGCUACAACAGCAGGAGCAAUUAAAGGCUCUUCAAGGAAGACAGGCAGCUCUUCUUGCUUUGCAGCAUAAAGCAGAGCAAGCCAUUGCUGUCCUGGAUGAUUCUGUUGUAACAGAAACUACAGGUAGUGUUUCAGGAGUAAGUCUUACAUCAGAACUGAAUGAAGAAUUGAAUGACUUAAUUCAACGCUUUCACAACCAACUUCAUGAUUCUCAGACACAGUCUGUGCCUGACAAUAGAAGGCAAGCAGAAAGUCUUUCACUUACCAGAGAGAUUUCACAAAGCAGAAACUCUUCAAUGUCUGAACACCAGUCAGAUGAGAAGGCACAGCUUUUUAACAAGAUGCGAAUGUUGCAGGGUAAAAAGCAGAAAAUGGACAAACUAUUAGGAGAACUUCAUACACUUCGUGACCAACAUCUAAAUAACUCUUCCUUUUUUCCUGCUUCAAGUUCUCCUCAAAGGAGUAUUGAUCAAAGAAGUACAACUUCAGCUGCUUCUGGUCCUAUAGGCAUAGUAACUGUUGUCAACGGUGAAUCAAAUAGUCUGGCAUCUGCUCCCUAUCCUCCUGAUUCCCUGGUUUCUCAAAAUGAGAGUGAAGAGGAUGAAAAUCUAAAUCCAACAGAAAAGCUUCAGAAGCUAAAUGAAGUUCGUAAGAGGCUGAAUGAGUUACGCGAGUUAGUUCACUACUAUGAGCAAACAUCUGAUAUGAUGACAGAUGCUGUGAAUGAAAACACUAAGGAGGAGGAGGAAGAAACAGAAGAAUCAGAAAGUGAUUCUGAACAUGAGGAUCCACAGCCUGUUACAAAUAUUAGAAACCCUCAAGGAAUCAGUAGCUGGAGUGAAAUAAAUAGCAACUCAAAUGUACAGUGUGGAGCUAAUAACAGAGAUGGAAGACAUCUUAAUACAGACUGUGAAAUAAACAACCGAUCUGCUGCUAAUAUAAGGACUCUAAAAAUGUCUUCUGCUUUAGACUGUCAUAAUAGGGAGAAUGACAAACACCUUGAUCUACCCCAAGGUCAAGAUGAUGAAGUGGAAGAAGAUAGAGUUAGUGAAGAUUCCAUAUCUAGUCACAGAAGCAGCCUGGGUGAUGUUGCUGGAGAUGCUGAGUUUGAGCAGAAGAUCAAUAGGCUUAUAGCUGCAAAACAGAAGCUUAGACAGUUACAAAACCUUGCUGCUAUGGUGCAGGAUGAUGAUCCAGAACCUCAAGGAACAAUUGCAAAUGCAUCUAAUAUUGGUGACUUGUUGGGUGAGAUGGAAGAGACAAAGCAACAACCAAACAAUGUGCGAGCUAGUUCUAACAAGUUAAAAAAGGAUGUGCGACUAAACGAAAAAGCAAGAGAGAAGUUCUAUGAAGCUAAACUUCAGCAGCAGCAAUGGGAGCUUAAGCAGUUACAAGAAGAAAGAAGAAAACUGAUUGAAAUCCAGGAAAAAAUUCAAGUGUUACAGAAAGCUUGUCCUGACCUUCAAUUGUCAGCUGGCCUGGGUAACUGCCCAGCAAAUAGACAGACUUCACAAGCAACAUCAUCUCCAGCCAUGAAUGAGUGUAACACAGCUGGCAAGCCUUUAGUUGAGUGUGAUGAAUCCGUACCAGUAGGCAAUGAGUUAUGGUCUGAAAUGAGAAGACAUGAGAUUUUAAGAGAAGAAUUGCGACAGAGAAGAAAGCAACUUGAAGCUUUAAUGGCUGAGGAUCAGAGAAGGAGAGAGCUCGCAGAAACAAUAUCUACUGUUGCUGCGUCUGUUAAAAGUGAAGGGUCAGAAGCUCAGUGUACUCCACAGCAGAGCAGGACUGAAAAGACAAUGGCUACCUGGGGAGGUUCUACCCAGUGUGCUCUAGAGGAAGAAAAUGGCGAUGAAGACGGUUAUCUCUCUGAUGGAGUUGGUCAGGCCGAAGAAGAGGAAGAAGACGCAUCAAGUUUGAAUGACAGUUUCUCUGUUUAUCCCAAUAACAACGUACCAGAAAAUACCUAUUUUGUUAAAGAAAACAAAGAUAGGUGGAAAAACUGCCGUCCUCUUUCAGCAGAUGGGAAUUAUCGACCAGUGUCUAAGGCCAGGCAACAGCAAAACAUAAGUAUGCGGCGUCAGGAAAAUUUUCGGUGGAUGUCUGAGCUUUCAUAUGUGGAAGAAAAGGAACAAUGGCAAGAGCAGAUCAAUCAGUUGAAGAAACAGCAUGAAUUUAGUGUCAGCAUUUGUCAAACUUUGAUGCAGGAUCAGCAGACUCUCUCUUGCCUUCUACAGACUUUGCUUACGGGCCCUUACAGUAUGAUGCCCAAUAACGUUGCAUCUUCACAAAUACAUCUCAUUAUGCAUCAGUUAAACCAGUGUUACACUCAACUGACUUGGCAGCAGAAUAAUGUCCAAAGGUUGAAACAAAUGUUAAGUGAUGUUAUGCGGCAACAAGAACAACAGUGUCAAGAGAAACCAUCGAGAAAGGAGAGAGGCAGUAAUGCACCACCACCUCCAUCUCCUGUUUUCUGUCCAUUCAACUUCCCUCCACAGCCUGUGAACCUCUUUAGUGUUCCAGGAUUUACUAAUUUUUCUUCCUUUGCUCCAGGUAUUAAUUGUAAUCCAGUGUUCCCAUCUGGUUUUGGAGAUUUUGCACACAAUAUUUCUCCACACAGUAGUGAGCAGCAGGAGCAACAACAUCCUCUAGAUCACAAUACUUCUGGGAAAACUGAGUAUAUGGCAUUCCCCAAACCCUUUGAAAGCAGUUCCUCUAAUGGAGCAGAAAAACAAAGAAGGAGUCACAGACAACCUGAAGAGGAAUUGGAAAAAAGAUCAACUUGGCUUAAUGAUAGCCAAGAAAUGAAAAAAGGUGAUCAGUCUCAGCUGAAAGCAGGUUUUGCAGUUUCAGUACAAAACAUUGCUUCUGGUCAUAAAAAUCAGUCUGAUAUGAACCGGAGAAGAGAGUUUGAUGAAGAGUCUUUGGAGAGUUUCAGUAGCAUGCCUGAUCCAAUAGACCCAACUACUGUGACAAAGACAUUUAGAUCCAGAAAAGCAUCAGCGCAAGCAAGCCUGGCAUCAAAAGAUAAAACACCCAAAUCAAAGAAUAAAAGGAAGACUUCUUCUCAGCUAAAAGGCAGAGUUAAAAAUACUGGUUAUGAAAGUGCAAGUGCUUCUAGUGUGUGUGAACCCUGCAAGAACAAUAAAAGCAGACACUCUGAUGAUGUGGUUCAUGCAAAGGUGUUCAGCAAAAGGAAUCAGGAACAAUUGGAAAAAAUAAUUAAAUACAGUAGAUCUACAGAAAUGUCUUCCGCGCAUGCUAGGAGAAUUCUGCAGCAGUCUAACAGAAAUGCAUGCAUUGAAGCGCCAGAAACUGGUAGUGAUCUUUCUAUGUUUGAGGCUUUGCGAGACACAAUUUAUUCUGAAGUGGCAACUCUUAUUUCUCAAAAUGAGUCUCGUCCCCACUUUCUUAUUGAACUUUUCCAUGCGCUUCAGCUGCUAAAUACAGAUUAUCUGAGGCAAAGGGCUCUUUAUGCUUUACAGGAUAUAGUGACCAGACAUUUAUCUGAGAAAAAUGAAAAAGGGAAGUCUGCAAAAUCACUGAAUUCUGCAACAUGGGUGGCAUCAAAUUCUGAGCUCACUCCCAGUGAAAGCCUUGCCUCUACAGAUGAUGAAACUUUUGGCAAGAACUUUUCUACAGAAGCAUGUCAAGAUUGUGAACAACAUGAUGCAGACAAUGGGAGUACUAUGUCUACAUCUUCGAAUUUUGAACCCUUUGCCACUGAUGACCUUGGCAACACAGUGAUUCACUUAGAUAAAGCUUUGUCUUGGAUGAGGGAAUAUGAGCGUAUGAAAGUUGAAGCUGAAAGUACCCUUGACUCUGAGGGCUGCUCUAGUAAUUUUCAGGGUGCUUCUACUGCUAAAUUAGAAGGUCCAGGUACUGGUGAGUGUCAGUCUGUGCUGCAGUCAGGUGAUGUUUCUGCAGUUCCAUGUCCUCGUAUAGAUACUCAGCAGCUUGACCGGCAGAUUAAAGCAAUUAUGAAAGAGGUCAUUCCUUUUCUGAAGGAACACAUGGAUGAAGUAUGCUCUUCUCAAUUACUGACAUCAGUAAGACGUAUGGUCUUAACUCUUACGCAACAAAAUGAUGAAAGUAAAGAAUUUGUGAAGUUCUUUCAUAAGCAGCUUGGCAGUAUACUUCAGGAUUCACUGGCAAAAUUUGCUGGUAGAAAAUUAAAAGACUGUGGGGAGGAUCUUCUUGUGGAGAUCUCUGAAGUGUUAUUUAAUGAAUUAGCCUUUUUUAAACUCAUGCAAGACUUGGACAACAACAGUAUUUCUGUAAAGCAGAGAUGUAAACGAAAAAUAGAAACUACUGAAGUAAUACAGUCUUAUGCUAAAGAGGCAAAAAAAGGUCUCCAGGUGGAUGUUUGUUCAUCUGUUGAAGAUGUCGAUGAGGACAAAGACAAGGAUGAGACUGAAACUGCUAAACAAGUACCGGACUCAGAAAUGUGUGCAGGUAAUGGAGUGCCUGAAAGUAUUAGGUCUGAUGCAUCUGAUCAAGAGGAAGAUGAGGAAAGUGAAAGCGGUCCGGUGGCAAUAAGUUUAUCAAAAGCAGAAACCCAAGCUCUGACUAACUAUGGCAGUGGAGAAGAUGAGAAUGAAGAUGAAGAAAUAGAAUUUGAGGAAGGACCUGUUGAUGUGCAAACAUCACUACAAGCCAACAGUGAAACAACAACUGAAAAUGAACAGACUUCAAACCAAGAAUUGAGUAAGGCAAAAAGCAGUGAGAUUUUGUCAUCAGAACAAGAAUCUGUUAAUGUUAAAGGUGAACAAGAUGUGGCUACAAUUGUGCCUCAUUACCUCAGUGUCAUGGAGAAUACACCAGCUUUAACAGUCAAUACCCCAGAAUCCUUUGUAACAGCCACUGUGAAAACAGAAGAAUCAAGCUCACCUUUAGCAGUGAAUGAAACUCAAACACCAGAUACCACGUGUGCAGAAAACAAAUCUGGUGCAAGUUCUGAAAGCUCCAUGGCUGGCAGCCCUGAUACAGAGUCACCUGUGCUAGUGAAUGAAUAUGAACCUGGUUCUGGAAACGUAAGUCAAAAAUCUGAUGAAGAUGACUUUGUGAAAGUUGAAGACUUGCCUCUCAAACUUGCUGUGUAUUCAGAGACAGACUUAAUGAAGAAAAUGGAAACGGAGGCUCAAACCAACAGCUUGUCUGAUGAAUUACUGGAUGGAGGUGGAGCUCAAGAUCAAGAAUUAGUAGGAGAUGGCCAAACAUUGAAAGAACCUGAAACUUUUGGAGCUCAAAAUGCAUAAGAAUAACCUGAAGAUAUCUGCAUUUAUAAAUUCUGUGUAUACAAAUGCAUAUGGAAGAUCAGCAGUAAUUUCCCAGAAUUCUGGAAGUGUAUAAAAAUGUAAAAUUUUUAACACACUGCCUCUUAGGGAUAGGUAUGUGAUCUUCUGCCUGUGGCAGUUUAAACAGCUGGAACUGAAUCCACUUCUGUUCAGUUUUGCUGCACUGUUCUUUUUCUGUCUUAAUUUUUUAUUGUGACUUGUUUGGUAAUUUUAAAAUUGUUCAAAAUGGUAGUUUUAAAUAAAGUUUGGACUUGUCUGUAAGUUUUCUCUUUUGAAAAAUUUUCUUAGGCUUACACACUGGUAUGCUGAGGUUGUUGCUGGAAGUUAAUUGACUUGUUGGCAUGCUUGUAGCAGUUUGUUACUUCUUUUAAAACAAACACUGCUAAUUUUCCUGGGACAAGAAGUUCUCCAAGUUUCUUGCAUCUUCUACAAAUACAAGGUCUAGACACAGUACAUACCUCCAUGUUGCCUUUAUAGCCUAGAGUAUAGCUGGUCUGUAACAAAAAAAGUUUCUGUUCAUGGCCUUUGGAUUUCGUUUCUCUCAGCACAUUUAUCUGAGGCGAAAUUGAAUACCUUGGGUUUAUAGUUAACUGCAGAAACCAGCUUUAUUUUUCUGCAUUUGCUGAAUCCUUUUGAUGUUCAAAGGAUUAAGCCGGUCUGAAAAUGUUGGUAUCCUUUCACAGCUGCAAUUGAAAGUCUGUAGAAUCUGUUCCUAAAGUGUUUGACUUUGUAAUGAAAUUUAGGAAACUACAAUUAAGUUCAUGUUUUUAAAAAAUAGUUGAAGUCAGCACUUCCUGGAGUCUCAUGGUAAAGGUGGAAUUAGAAUUACAGAAAAGCAGAUGGGAAAACUUUGUUCAGUUUUUCAGGUCAGAGUUGAUAAUAACACUAAGUCAUAAAACUGAGCUAGAAGUAGCUUAUUCAGCAGACCUGCUGCAUUAUAGAGAUCCUGUUUACCUUAAACACAAGGCUUUUCUGAAAGUAGUUAAAAAGCACUGGUCAUCUUUAAUUCAGGAUUGUGUUGCGUUUGAGGUUAGUAUGAUAAUAUGGCUAUAUACUGUGGGAGACAGUAUAGCGAUGGUGAAGCCUAAAUAUGCUUGAAGUUUAAAUAAAAUGAGAAUGUAAUUCUUCUGUAAUAUUUUUCUAGUUUGUUUGGAGUGUCUCUAGGUUUUAUGAAUAAAUUUUGAAAGGGCA
Molecule: messenger RNA, 7623 nt
Organism: Corvus hawaiiensis (hawaiian crow)
Lineage: Eukaryota; Metazoa; Chordata; Aves; Passeriformes; Corvidae
Gene: PCM1
Product: pericentriolar material 1
Exons: 39
Coding region: 280-6393 (2037 amino acids)
Biological process (GO): cilium assembly; protein localization to centrosome; microtubule anchoring at centrosome
Cellular component (GO): ciliary basal body; centriolar satellite; centriole
Source: RefSeq, a predicted model, not a curated record